Messenger RNA from Acanthosepion pharaonis, 672 nucleotides. The record is from the annotation of a GenBank genome assembly. Lineage: Eukaryota; Metazoa; Mollusca; Cephalopoda; Sepiida; Sepiidae.
AUGGACAACGUUUCUCUUUCUUUCUUUUUUUUUCUUCCUUCCUUUUUCCUUUCUUUCCUUCUUCUUUCCCUUAAUCCUAGACUCUACCCUUUAUCUAUCUCUCUAUUUCAAUCUGCUUAUUAUCUAUCUAUCUAUCUAUCUAUCUAUCUAUUUCAGUCUGCUCAUUUUCUAUCUAUUCCAGUCUGUUCAUUAUCUAUCUAUCUAUCUAUCUAUCUAUCUAUCUAUCUAUCUAUCUAUUUCAGUCUGCUCAUUUUCUAUCUAUUUCAGUCUGCUCAUUAUCUAUCUAUCUAUCUAUCUAUCUAUCUAUCUAUCUAUCUAUCUAUUUCAGUCUGCUCAUUUUCUAUCUAUCUAUCUAUCUAUUUCAAUCUGCUCCUUAUCUAUCUAUCUAUCUAUCUAUCUAUCUAUCUAUCUAUCUAUCUGUCUAUCUAUCUAUCUAUCUAUUUCAGUCUGCUCAUUUUCUAUCUAUCUAUCUAUCUAUUUCAAUCUGCUCAUUAUCUAUCUAUCUAUCUAUCUAUCUAUCUAUCUAUCUAUCUAUCUAUUCAGUAUGUCCAUAUCUAUCUAUCUAUCUAUCUAUCUCACCUAGCUAGCUCUCUCUCUCUCUCUCUCUCUCUCUCUCUCUCUCUCUCUCUCUCUCUCUCUUCAUUCAUCUUAUUCCUUGCUGCCAAAAUGUAA